AGAGGGAGAGAAAGAGAGAGAGAGAGGGAGGGAGUGAGAUGCAGUGAGGGGAGGAGGGUUGUCGGCUUUGUACAGCACUCGGACAGUCAGUUUUCAGCACUCAGAGAUGUGAAUCAACAGGACGUGGACCACCUCCUCUCCGCUGCGUGCCUCCUCUCUCUCUCCUUCUCACCUCCCCUCGGUCUCAAACAGUUCGCAUUCACCUCCCUUCCUCUGAGAGAAGCAGCUACUAAAUGAAUGACCACGAGGACUAUCGCUCCCCGGAUUCCCUCUCAAAGGAAAUGGAUUGCAAAAGAAUGUGAAAAAGAGAGAAGUCCUAUCUGGAAAGAGCAGAGCGUCGGCGAACUCUUCGUAAGGAAAGCAUCGCAGCGCCGCGGCGACGCGGGUUUUCCCGGGUUCCUCAUGGAAUCGAGCUGAGCCGCUCCGGACUGGGACCGUCGGGAUGAGCGGGAUGGACGUCCCGGCCGAGGCCUGGAACGGCUCGGUGCCGCAGAACGGGACCUUCCUCCGGGUCGCCCCCCCGACCUCCGCCGUCUCCGCCGCCGCCGCCGCGGACGCCUCGUCCGAGCGCCCCGAGAACGUCUACGUCUACGUCUCCAUCUUCCUCAGCCUGCUGGCCUUCCUCCUCACGCUGCUCGUCAUCGCCCUGCACAGGCUGAAGAACAUCAUCUCCUCCAGCUCCGCGUACCCAGAGUGCACCAGCGAGGGCGGGAGCUCCUUCACAAACAUGGAGAUCUGCAGCCUGUCCUCACAGAGGUCCACCGUGUCCUCUUUGUCCUCCUAAGUCGCCCGAACCUGACAAACUGUGUGUGUGUGUGUGUGAUUCCCUCUCUCCCUCCUUCUCACACUCACACAAAUAUAAUUAAAUAUGCGCAUGUUUAUUUCAUGAAAUACCAGGGCUACAGAGGCAGACACACACUCACAAACCUUAUAAUAUAAUGUAAAUAAAUACAACACAUCGACACGCACAAGCAAUAUGCGGACACAUGCUCGGUCUAUAAUACGCAUAAACACACUCCCACGGACACAUAAAAAUGCUUUAUCGCUCUUCCUCCCUUUCAUUCUCAUUUUCUCCUCCUCAUUUGCUCUCUCCCUCCUUCUCCCUCUCCCUCUCACUCACCCACCCACCCACCCACCCACACACACACACACACACACACACACACACACACACACACACACACACACACACACACACGCGCGCGCGCGGAACAGAAUGAGUAAAGGGCAGGGCCGCAGUCUGUAAUGGUUCUAAGCCCAUCUGAUAAAGGUUAACGGGCUCAUUCCGCUGUAGCAGGGUGAGCGCCGGGCGAUCUGCAUGCCUCAUAAGAGCCCCGCUGAAGGCUGGCGGGAAGUUCAUUAGCACGUUAGCGCCGCCGACCGCACUCUCUCUGGAGGCGCGGGGACGUUUGGGGGCGGAGCCGUGCCGGUCGGCGUGCCGCUCGAACCUCUGGGACUUAGCAUCACGGCGGUGUUAGCGCCAGGGAAGAACACAACAGGCUCGGAUUCUUCAUCUUUGCUGCCCCCACGCCCCCCCG
This is a messenger RNA of Anguilla anguilla (European eel), 1538 nucleotides long. Its product is annotated as serine-rich and transmembrane domain-containing protein 1. Lineage: Eukaryota; Metazoa; Chordata; Actinopteri; Anguilliformes; Anguillidae. The record is from RefSeq and is a predicted model, not a curated record. Gene Ontology annotation, cellular component: intracellular membrane-bounded organelle. The coding region runs from base 443 to 784 and encodes 113 amino acids. The transcript is spliced from 2 exons.